This is a messenger RNA of Ixodes scapularis (black-legged tick), 4574 nucleotides long. It is a transcript of the gene GAPcenA, whose product is annotated as rab GTPase-activating protein 1. The transcript has 22 exons. The record is from RefSeq and is a predicted model, not a curated record. The coding region runs from base 346 to 3555 and encodes 1069 amino acids. NCBI's taxonomy places the organism in Eukaryota, Metazoa, Arthropoda, Arachnida, Ixodida, Ixodidae.
AGUUGCCAAGUGACACUCGUUUGUAGUUAGGGGCGGCUGGUCAGCUUGGGCGCUUGGGUCAGGUUGUCACAGCCGCUGGAGCUUAGCCCUACUACUGAUAAAUAAUUUCGCUGUUAGUUUUUUUGCCAUCGUCGCUCGUCAACUCGAUUUUACCGGUCAUCGUGCCGUCCUUCACACAUCUGCCUCGAAAGCGCUCCGAUCUAUGGGAACGCUCUCCAAUGACUUCGUCGGAGUAUUGAUUCCUUUGAUGGUAUGUGAGGCGGGUGACGGGAGGGAGUGUUGUCCAAUGGCUGCUGCGGCCGGACUGGUGCGGGGCCCCUCAGGAGCGUCCUGAGGAGGGCUGGCAUGGAGGAGGAGGCCAGCUCGGACUCCCUGGCCACCAGCGAGGAGUACGAGCUGGUGUGCGCCGACCAGCCACGCCUCAGCAUUGCUGGCAACGGGAGCCAGGACCAGCUGCAGAGCCGGCUCACCGAGCUGCUUGCAGAGGGAGCCACGGGCCGGCAGGCAGCCCCCAGCGAGGGACCCCCGCCGCCGGCGGAGACUGGCCCAACUGGGGAAGUCGGCGACGCUGACCAGGCCAUGAAGGCUCCCGUCGAAGUCAGCAACUCCUCCGGGUCUGCUGGCAGUCCCACGGCAGCCCAGGCUUCCGAGGGAAGGGGAGACCUCGACCAAGGCAUGCCUGAGGAGCAGCACCCCCACGGGCGCGAGCAGGCAUUCGACCAAGUUGCCUACCUAGGCUGUGCGGCCAUCAAUGCCCCGCGCAGCGAGCUGGAGAUCCAGCGCAACAUGGCCAUCCUCAACGACCAAUCUGCCGAUCAGCACAUCCAGGUGGCCCUGGUGGUGCCCCCCGACUCAGAGGGGGUCGUGGCGGUGUACGAGAGCAGCACCCGGAGCGAGGUGGCGAGCUUCCCGAUCCAGCGCAUCCUGUUCUGCGCCCGGGGCGCCCUGGGCUCCCCCGAGCAGCAUUGCUUCGCUUUCACCUGCUCGCACGGGUCCAGCCCCGAGUCGGCCAUCUUCCAGUGCCACGUGUUCCGGUGUGGCCGGGGCGGGCCCCCCGCCGUGCAGCGGGUUCUGCACAGCUUCGCGGCGGCGUUCCGCCGGGUGCCCCGCACCCCAGCCCCCUCGGGCCCUGCACCCCCCCUCAGCUCUGUGGGCACGGGGGUCCCCAACAACGAACAGGUGCACACCUUCGAGGCCACCCUGGAUGUGCGGGAGGAGGACCAGCGGGGCAACUUUUCAGCAUGUGCCAGAGAUAAGGACUGCUUCAAAUUCCGUUGCAACCUUGAGAAGGUAGUCCAAGUCACGGUGCAGCAAACAGCGUCCACCAGGGAACUUGGCAUUGAACGAUGCUUUGGGAUGCUGAUCUGUCCGGGGCGUCACGUGAAGCACAGUGACAUGCAACUCAUUGGCAUGGUGUCCAUGGCCAAAUCAACAGUGGGCACCGAACCAACAGCUUACCAGAUCACGGGGCAGUGGAACCCACUAGACCCUGCCUUCGAACUGCUCAACACCGAAACCUCAAGAGACACGCGGGUCUACCUGACGGUGGCGGUAGACCUGGUGGUCUCGGGGGUCCAGGAGCCCGUGCGCUUCGUCAUCGAGACCAAGGCCAAGAUCUUCCCGCAGGCGGAGAAGUUCUGGUACUUCAGCAGGAAGCCCUUCCAAGAGGAUUUCUACCUCAGGCUCAGGGAGGUGGACCCCGACCAGGCGACAACGGAGCAUUCUUGGGAGGUGGUGAGCGUGAGCAGCGGGAGCCAGAUCCGACGCAAGGCAGCCCUCUCGCUCGCCCUCGACCAGCAGGCGCUCGCCCUCCACGACCCGUCCCCAAACUCCCCUUCUGCCGAGGACUCGGACGUGGACGAGCCCCUGCUGAGCGGCACGGGGGACGUGAGCAAGGACUGCUCUGAGGGGGAACUGGAGGGCUGGGCCCAAGUGCUGGCCAAGUGGCGCCAGGCGGGUCUGGGGCCCGACGCAGCCCCCCGGGCCCUGGGGCCCCUGGUGCGGGCCCACGGCAUCCCUGAGGCCCUGCGGGGGGAAGUGUGGCAGCUGCUGGCGGGGGCCGCACAGGACCCUGGGGCCGCCCAGGCCUACCGGCUGCUGCUGGCCAGAGACUGCCCCUGCGAGGGGGUCAUCCAGAGAGACGUCCACCGCACAUUCCCAGCGCACGACUUCUUCCGAGAGAGUGGCGGGGCUGGGCAGGACUCCCUCUACAAGAUAUGCAAGGCAUAUGCAGUUCAGGACCCGGAAGUCGGCUACUGCCAGGGCCUCUCCUUCCUGGCAGCUGCUCUGCUACUUCACAUGCCAGAAGAGGAGGCCUUUGGCGUCUUCUGCAAGGUGAUGCGGGACUAUGGACUGCGGGACCUCUUCCGGAACUCCUUCGAGUGCCUCCACCUCAAGCUCUUCCAACUGGAGAGGCUCAUGGAGGACCAACUGCCCGAGCUGCACGCCCACUUCCUGGACCUGGGGGUGGAGGCCCACAUGUUCGGCUCCCAGUGGUUCCUCACCCUGUUCACAGCCAAGUUCCCGCUCCACGUCGUCUUCUUCAUCCUCGACCUGUUCCUCCUCGACGGCAUGGACACGCUGUUCCAAGUGGCAGUGGCGCUCCUCACGCUCUCCUGCCGUGACUUGUUGGCCCUGGACUUUGAAGGAGUGCUCAAACACUUCCGGGUGGCUGUGCCCAAGAAGUAUCGGUCGGAGGAAGCGGCCAAGACACUGCUGCACACCGCAGUGGCCAUCAAGGUGAAGAAGCUGAAGCGCUAUGAAAGGGAGUACCAGGUGCACAAGGAGCAGGAGCGACAGAUGGAGGAUCCCGUCCAGGUGCUUCAGAAAGAGAAGCAGCGCCUGAUGGAGAGCAACUUGCGGCUGGAGCGCGAGAACGACGAACUGGCGCACGAGCUGGUGGCCAGCAAGAUCCAGCUGCGCAGAGACCUUGACUCGGCAGAAGAUCGGGCGGAUGCCUUGGGCAAGGAACUGCAGACAACUGCUUCCUCUUUGGCGGAGCUGGAAGAGGAGAAGAAGCGCCUCGACACCGAGGUGGUGCAGGUGAAGGAGAUGUGUCGUAGAGAGCUUCAGAGUGCAGAAGCAGAAGCACAGCGCAAGACAACCAUCCUUGCAGAGUACAAACAGAUCUGCAGCCAGCUGAGCCAGCAGCUGGAGCGUGAGCAGCGUCGGAACAAAGAGUCCCUGGGGGCCCUGAGGGCGCAGGCAUGCGAGUGCUGCGCGGCCCUUGUCCAGAGGGUUGGGGAAGGGGGCCCCCUCGCCCCCGGCGGGGACAGUGGGGGGCCCCGCCCGGGGCCCCCAGAUCACGACGGCGACGACCCGGGGGCGCAGCUGCGCCAGCUGGAGCUCGAGUUGGCGCAGACCAAGCUGGCAUUGGUCGAGGCCCAGUGCAGGAACCAGGACUUGACGCACCAGUUGAGCUGCGCCUCGGCGGAGCUGCACGCCUCCAAGAACACCUGGCUGCACAAAACGCUGUCGUCCAUCCGAGAGGUGGCCCGCAAGGAGCCUGCAUCCCCGGGUGCCAACCCCAAGGAGGCCAUGGGGCCGUCCGCCUGAACAAAGCGCCGCCGACCACAAGCCGAGCAAUACACUCCAACACCGUGACCUUCCAAAGCCAAUGUUUGCCUUGCGUAAACAGCUGAGCCUUUGGACUUAAGAGGUGCCGUGCUCGUGCCCGGACCCUGCAAGCGUCCUCCUCACAUUCCGUUUCUUUUUUCUUUUUUUGCAUUCCACCGGCGAGACAGUUGGUGCCUCGUUUUUAUACGAUCACAAAGGAACAUUGUGGUUCCCUCGCUCCGUACCUAAAUGGCGUCUUAAACUUUUUCUCUCUUUCGCGGUCAAGCUUGUGCCACGCCGCGCCUCCUCCGGCGACUCAAACAACAGAUAUUUUGCCCAAACAAAGAUUUUCGUCAUGCUCUCUCCUUGUUUGUCGCUGAGCCUUGCUUACUGGCAGUAGGUAGGAGAUUGCACCGAGUGAUAUAUUUAUACACUUAAAAGGGAUAAGAAAGAGCUGUUUCGAUGGCAUAACAGCAAAAUAGGCUUCUUAAAAAAAUGCAAUUGGAUGAACCUUUCUUUUUUUUUUUUAAGUAGUAACGUACUUGUAAAGUAGGUAGUUAAGGGAAUUGCUCCAAACAUUUUGUAUGACACUUAGUGCAGUAUUUCUAAAUAGUUUUGGUGUUUGGUUUCCAUCAGCUUUGCAGGUAGUCUUGACGAUGUGAAUGGCAUGUGCACUGGUGUCUCGAGUAUCGUAUAAGCUUUUCUGCAGGUUAAGAAUAGCAGGCAGUAGUGAUUUGAGUGUAAUGGCUGGCCAAAAUUGACACCUCAAUGUACGAAAUGGUCUAGUGCUGUUUACCUUUUUUUACGAUGUGACCAUCAUACUCUUAAAUCUAUGUUCUUCACGUGCAAGAGCAUGUGGGGUUUGCCAGAGUUAUAUAAUGCUUGUGUGAUAAACUGAAUGAAUGAAUAGCAUGCUUAUUUUUUUUCUGCUUCAGGCGGUAAUGUGGUGUGCCGCCUGCACUGUAUCAUAUGUACGUAUAAAGAAAAACUAUGAAAAUAAACAACCAACUCACUUUUUU